AUGCCUCUCAAACUGUUUCCAAAGUGUUCUGACAGCGUGUUGUUUGUGGUGCUGUUUGCAGGUAUUUAUGGGCCGGAUGAAGGCUGGGCUGGAGCUUACCCAGAAUGCAGCGAGAGGAACCAGUCGCCUAUCAACAUCGUGGAUCCGGAGGCGAAGAUGUCCAUAGAGUACCAGGAGCUUACGCUAGAGGGCUUCAACACAGAGUCCUCCAAUAAGACCUCCAUGAAGAACACCGGGAAAACAGUGGCCAUUAUGUUGAAGGAUGACUACUUUGUGCGAGGAGCGGGUCUACCGGGGAGAUUCAAGGCAGAGAAAGUGGAAUUUCACUGGGGCCCGAGCAACGGAUCGGAGGGAUCAGAACACAGCAUCAACGGACAUCGCUUCCCUGUGGAGGUAAGAACUAAGUCCACUUUCUACAACAUGAAAGUAUAA
This is a messenger RNA of Knipowitschia caucasica, 432 nucleotides long. The record is from the annotation of a GenBank genome assembly. Lineage: Eukaryota; Metazoa; Chordata; Actinopteri; Gobiiformes; Gobiidae.